AUGAAUUUGUCUCUGGAUGCUAUUUUAACAAAUGCUCGUGAACUUGUUUCACGUUUACGUCGUGACGAUGCCACCGCUGAUACAACUGUAAAUCAAGCACAAUAUGUUCAAGAAAGAAUUCUUAGCAUGAAACAGUAUGGCGAUGACCUUGCUGAAUUGAAUGAUAUUAGUUCACAUCGGCCAAAAACAGAUAUUCUUUAUAGCAUUCAAAAAGAAAAUCGUCUGAUCAAACAAUUACAAAAAGAGAAUGAAGAACUUAAACAAUUAGUAACUGAACAUCGGAGUGUUUUAGAAAAAAUUAUGCAUAAAUAUCGGCAACACGUUCAACAACUUAAAUUAAUGGAAGAAAAAGAAAAAGUCGCUGUUCAAUUAUUCAACACUGGAUUAGCAACGGAAAUAGAAGACAAAGCAUCCAAAAUUCAUGAAAUGGCAUUAAUUAUGCAACGUGCAAUUGAUAUUGAUGAUACGAAUAAUGCCGCACAAGAAGAGCGAAUUAACGCACUCCUACUGGAAAAUCGUGGCUUGAAAGAAAUUCUUGCUGUUCAUGAAAAUAUGCAUAAACCAAAACAAGUAUCACCAAUAGUAACAAUACCAGAGUCUACUACUACUACUGCUGCUGUCGCUGAAUUAUCCAAUUCUCCUAUUCCUCCUGUCACUUGUGAAACAAAAACAACGGAUUCAACUUGUUCUGAACAAGAAGAAUCGUCUUAA
This is a messenger RNA of Rotaria socialis, 711 nucleotides long. The record is from the annotation of a GenBank genome assembly. Lineage: Eukaryota; Metazoa; Rotifera; Eurotatoria; Philodinida; Philodinidae.